Molecule: messenger RNA, 3311 nt
Organism: Mugil cephalus (flathead mullet)
Lineage: Eukaryota; Metazoa; Chordata; Actinopteri; Mugiliformes; Mugilidae
Gene: ubash3ba
Product: ubiquitin associated and SH3 domain containing Ba
Exons: 14
Coding region: 503-2419 (638 amino acids)
Molecular function (GO): protein binding
Source: RefSeq, a predicted model, not a curated record
CCUUUAAGUAAAGGGGCCGCGCAGUUGGAGCCGCAACCGUUUUCAGGCUCAACGUUCGCUCACCCAGGAACCAUUCAUAAAUAAGACAUCGUUUGGAAAGAAGCUUUUGUAGUCACAUCUGAUUUUUAUUUAUUUAUUUCCACUAAGCGGAUGCGAGAGGCGAGCUGGGGUCAGAUAUGUUCGCCUCGGCCGGGGACUGUGAAUCGGGGGCACGGUUCAGAGAGCAGAAGUGACUUCCCAUGGCUGAGCCCCCUGCUGAUGGUUUUGACUUCAUGUGCGAGCCGUCAGGAGGCAGCUUGAUCCAGCUCACAACAUUCAGACAAACCAAAAACAUGCCCGUUUCCUCGCUGCGUUUCGUGAUUCCUACGCGCUUCCGCUUAACUAGAGCCACCCCGGUUUAAACAGCCCGUCGCUUUCAUCCUUCUGCUUUUCUUUUAAUCUUAAACAAAUGAAAACACAGCAGAGGAGCUGUGGACCUGAUAUGCCUAUGGAUCAUUGAGUUAUGGCAGCUAAAGAGGAACUUUAUGCCAAAGUGACCCCUCGGAGGCAGCGCCAGAGCCGGCCGAACACCGUCAAACAUGGGACCACUCUGGACGUGCUCCUGUCCAUGGGCUUCCCCAAGACCAGGGCCCUGAAAGCUCUGGUUUCGACAGGAGGCAAAAACGUCCAGGCAGCAUGUGACUGGCUCUUCUCCCAUGUGGAUGAUCCUUUCCUGGAUGACCCCCUGCCUAGAGAGUAUGUGUUAUAUCUGCGACCCAGUGGACCGCUGCUCCAGCAGCUCUCACAGUUUUGGAAGCAGUCCCGCCUCUCAUGUGGCAAGAAUAAGGCACACAACAUCUUCCCCCACAUCACCCUCUGCCAGUUCUUCAUGUGUGCCGAUGGGAAGGUGGAGGCUCUGUCGGACGCUCUCCAGACCACCGUGGCCAAGUGGAAGGGUCGCAUACCCAUGCCCCUCCCACUGGAGCUCUACAUCUCCUCCACCUUCAUAGGCCUUUUUGUGGAGGAGCAGAUGGCGGAGGUUCUGAAGAGUUUCGCUGCUGAUUUUGCCACUGAAGCAACAUCUAAAGCAGAUGCUCAUGUUGAGCCCCAUAAGAAACAACUUCAUGUCACUUUGGCAUACCAAUUCCAAGCCAGUCACCUUCCAGCUCUGGAGAAGUUGGCCAAAAGUGUGGAUGUGUCUUCAGGCUGUGACUGGCUGGCUGUGCUCUUCUCCAGGGAUAUUCGGUUUGCUAAUCAUGAGACGCUGCAAGUCAUGUACCCAUACGCGCCUCAGAAUGAUGAUGAGCUGGAGCUGCUGCAGGGAGACUUCAUCUUCAUGUCUGCAGUGGAGCAGAGCGCUGCCAGUGAGGGCUGGUUGUAUGGCACUUCGCUGGCUACGGGGCUGUCCGGCCUGCUGCCUGAGAACUACGUCAGCCGUGCUGAUGAGUCUGACACAUGGGUUGUCCACGGGUCUCAUUCUUUUCUCAACUGUGCCUCUCCAUCCAACUCUGGCAGCGCUGUGAGUGGGUUAUUAUUUGAUGGCCAGCUAAAUGACAGUCUUGGGGAUCCUCCUAGCCUCACUGGUCUCUGUCCUCUUCUGCAGGUGUCAAGGCCAAUGAGUCAGACCUCAUUGUCCAGGAUGAGGCUGUUUGUGUGUCGCCAUGGAGAGAGGAUGGAUGUGGUGUUCGGCAAACACUGGGUCACUCAGUGCUUUGACACCAAAGGCAGAUACAUUCGCUCUAAUCUUAACAUGCCAACCAGCCUUCCACCCAGAAGUGGAGGUCACCGGGACUAUGAUAAAGAUUGUCCAAUUACUGUGUUUGGCUCCACACAGGCCAAACUCGUAGGUGAAGCCUUGUUAGAAAGCCACACAACAAUAGACUUUGUUUACUGCUCUCCUUCUCUGCGCUGCAUCCAGACUGCUCAGCACAUUCUGCAGGGUCUCCAGCAGGAGGGAAAGACAAAAAUCCGCGUGGAGCCUGGUUUGUUUGAAUGGACCAAGUGGGUUUCAGGCACAGGUUUACCCGCCUGGGUUCCCCCAGCUGAUCUGGCUGCUGCUAACCUGAGUGUGGACACAACAUACAGACCUCAUAUUCCUAUAAGCAAGUUGGCAGUGUCAGAGUCCUAUGACACCUACAUCAGCAGGAGCUUCCAAGUGACUCGAGAGAUCCUGACAGAGUGCAAAAAUCUGGGAAACACGGUCCUGAUUGUGGCCCAUGCUUCCUCCCUGGAGGCUUGCACUCGUCAGAUUCAAGGCCUCAGCCCUCAAAACUCCAAGGACUUUGUCCAAGUUGUCAGAAAGAUUCCUUACUUGGGUUUUUGUGCUUGUGAAGAAAUGGGAGAGACCGGGGUGUGGCAGCUGGUCGACCCACCCAUCCUGCCUCUGACACAUGGGCCAAAUCACAGUUUCAACUGGAGGGAAAUGCUAAUGCAAGACUGAAGGAUAUGCUGUUUAGCUCUCAAUCUUUUGGCAGCCUGAACUGCUGAAAAAUUAUUUAUUUUUUAACCUACAAUGCUAUAGAUCCAGCCCAACUACCAAAAAAAUGAAGGAAUAAAAAGUCUGGUUUCCAUCAACAACAUGAUGAAAAAAAAAUGUAUAUAUACAAAUGGAAAUGCAUCCACUGCUCAGGAAUGGUGUGGAGAUCACAGCAAAAAUGAGCUACAAUUUGGGCCGCAGUUUGUUUCUCUCAGUGAAUCAGGUUUUAUGCCGUGAGAAGGUUGUUCUCGGGCUGAUGAUGAUGAAGACUUUGUGUUCCGCUGCCUUCUCACACACUGUGACGAGAAUUAGUUGAGAAAGACUUAUACCACAGAAAUAUUUUUCCAUGCAUCAGAAAUUAUUAUUUAACGUGUAGCUACAACCCUCCUGUGAAGAAGCACAAAAGAAAUGUUGACAAUCAGAUAGGGAGAACUGAUCUUCAUUGUUUCUGGUGCUCAGGUGGGUAGUUAAUUAUACCUGUUUUAUUCCUGCAAAUGUCAUAUCAUUUUCUUCUUUUAGCAUUUAUGUGCCCACAAGAAUCACUUAAUCUCCCCUGAAAGCCCCACCUGACCUAUCUGGAGGCAGCCAAGAAGGAAAUUCACAUGAUACACAGAAUGCAGUUGCGUCGCUAAUUCUGUUCAGGUGCUUUGAUUAAAAAUUUUGCUUGUUUAUCUUGACCCUACCCCGACACCCUGUAUGCCUGGUAACCACAACGCUUUUCAAAUAAUGGGUUUAUUUUGGUUGCAUCAGAUAAUAAGUGUUUACUGCUUAUACCGAUCAUUUGCUGUAUGACUGAAUAUCUGUUGACACUCUAAAAAUUAAUAAAGCAAGGUUGUGGAGAUAUAAAGGCCUUAUA